Hipposideros armiger (great roundleaf bat) is the source of this 1963-nucleotide messenger RNA. RefSeq names its product docosahexaenoic acid omega-hydroxylase CYP4F3-like. The record is from RefSeq and is a predicted model, not a curated record. NCBI's taxonomy places the organism in Eukaryota, Metazoa, Chordata, Mammalia, Chiroptera, Hipposideridae. The transcript has 13 exons. Gene Ontology annotation, molecular function: iron ion binding; heme binding; monooxygenase activity. Bases 54 to 1628 code for a protein of 524 amino acids.
GGAACCAAGAUCUCCCAGGAGGUAGUGUGGGACAAGCUGCUGCCGGCCGAAGAAUGCUGCAGCUGAGCCUGUCCUGGCUGGGCCUGGGGCCACUGGCAGCCUCCCCGUGGCAGCUCCUGCUACUGGUGGGGGCCUCCUGGCUCCUGGCCCGCUUCCUGGCCUGGGCCUACACCUUCUAUGACAACUGUUGCCGCCUCCGAUGCUUCCCGCAGCCCCUAAAGCGGAACUGGUUUUGGGGUCACCUGGGCCUGGUGACAAUCGAUGAGGAGGGUUUACGUCUGUUGGAGAAACUGAGCCACUACUUCCGCGAUGUCCAUGUCUGGUGGAUUGGGCCCUUCUACCCUGUCGUGCGACUCGUCCACCCUAAGUUUGUUGCCCCAGUGCUCCAGGCCCCAGCUACCAUCGCGCCCAAGGAUAUGAUUUUCUACAACUUCAUGAAGCCCUGGCUGGGGGAUGGGCUCCUGCUGAGUGCUGGUGACAAGUGGAGGCACCACCGCCACCUGCUGACGCCUGCCUUCCACUUUGAAAUCUUAAAGCCUUAUAUGAAGAUUUUCAACAAGAGCGCAGAUAUCAUGCAUGCCAAGUGGCAGCACCUGGCCUCAAAGGGCAGUGCCCGUGUGGACAUGUUUGAACACAUCAGCCUCAUGACCCUGGACAGUCUGCAGAAAUGCGUCUUCAGUUUUGACAGCAACUGUCAGGAGAAUCCUAGUGAAUAUAUUGCUGCCAUUUUGGAGCUCAGUGCCCUCGUGACCAAACGGGCUCAGCAGAUCUUCCUGCACUUGGAUUUCCUGUACUACCUCACCCCUGAUGGGUGGCGCUUCCGCCGGGCCUGCCGCCUGGUGCAUGACUUCACAGAUGCCGUCAUCCAGGAGCGGCGCCGCACCCUCUCUGAUCAGGGUGUUGAUGACUUCCUCAAGGCCAAAGCUAAGACCAAGAUGUUGGACUUCAUUGAUGUGCUCCUGAUGAGCAAGGAUGAAGAUGGGAAGGAAUUGUCAGAUGAGGACAUUCGAGCUGAAGCUGACACCUUUAUGUUUGAGGGCCAUGACACCACGGCCAGCGGCCUCUCCUGGGUCCUACACAACCUUGCAAAACACCCAGAAUACCAGGAGCGCUGCCGGCAGGAGGUGCAAGAGCUCCUGAGGGACCGUGAGCCUCCAGAGAUUGAAUGGGAUGACCUGGCCCAGUUGCCCUUUCUGACUAUGUGCAUCAAGGAGAGUCUGCGGUUGCAUCCCCCAGUCACGGUCAUCUCCCGCUGCUGUACCCAGGACAUGUUGCUUCCUGAUGGCCGGGUCAUCCCCAAAGGGAACAUCUGUGUCAUCAGCAUCUUUGGGGUUCAUCACAACCCGUCUGUCUGGCCAGAACCCGAGGUAUACAACCCCUUCCGCUUCGACCCAGAAACCUCCCAGAAGAGGUCACCUCUGGCUUUUAUUCCCUUCUCGGCGGGGCCCAGGAACUGCAUUGGGCAGACCUUCGCCAUGACCGAGAUGAAGGCGGUGCUGGCGCUGACGCUGCUGCGCUUCCGCGUCCUGCCGGAUGAGGCCGAACCACGUCGGAAGCCGGAGCUGAUUCUGCGCGCGGAGGGCGGACUUUGGCUGCGGGUGGAGCCGCUGAACAUGGGCUCUCAGUGACCCUCCCACCACCUGGCUUUAGAUCCACCCUGAACCAAAUAUCUCCCUUUGCAGGUUCCCAGGAAAAAGAAACUGUGCCGUCACUUCUGUCCCAGCAUCCCCCAGAGCCAGCAGUGGGCGCUUAGGCCUGCAGGGAGCCUAGGGACUGGGCGUGGCUUGGUGGAAGCAGAGUCUGGUGUUUCUGAGCCCUAGACCCUGACUGCCGCUCCUGCUGACCACGGGGCACCCGCACUCUGAUCUCAGGUUCUCCCAGAGCCCAAUAUGGUGUUUAUCCUGCGGGCAAUGGGGAACCAUGGGAGAUGUUUGAGCAGGAGAGGGACCAAAUGGUGGCUAUU